CCAGUGUGAAGGAAAAUGUUGGCUAAAGCUCCUCCUCCUCCUCCUCCAAAUUGUCCGAGACUCAAGCUCCUGCUACCUCGCAGCCUAAACACUUCUGUCCAAUUCACCAGAGGCUGUGGGAGUUUCGUUUUGGCUAGAGCUGGAGCUGGUAAAACUCAAGACCAUACCGCCAUUGAAGAUAUUGACUAUACGAUAGCUGUCACUGGCGAUGUUCCUACUGCGCAAAGUAUUCGAGACUUAACUGGGGGUUUUGAGAAAUUGAAAGUUCAAAGAGUAAAAGCUAUAAUGAACAAAACUUCUCGGAUAAGGCGAGAAAUCACCCAACAUAAACAAGAAAUUGAUGAGGUAGAUUCCGAUGAUGAUGUUGGCGGUAUUGACGGGGAAUCUGAGUAUCAAGUUAUGCCCAAUAAACGGAAUGAUUUCAGGUCUGGAAGUUAUAGACAGAAAGGGGAAGCUUCAAAAGGUUCUGCUGGUUCGUUGAGAGGGUGGGGUAAUGGAGGUUCUGCUCGUAAUUCCAAAUAUGUUCGUAAUUCCAAGUAUGAACCUACAGAUGGACUGAAGUAUCAGAGCAAAGUUUCUGGGCAGACUGACUUUUACAGUAGAAGAUCCUUUGGGGAUUUGGGGUGCACCGACUUUAUGAUUGAUUCUUUGAAAGCUCAGCGCUUUCUGCGUCCUGCACAUGUUCAGGCCAUGGCAUUUGGACCUGUUAGUGAAGGAAAGAGCUGCAUUAUAGCUGAUCAAAGUGGAUCAGGGAAGACAUUGGCAUAUCUUAUACCUGUGCUUCAGCGGCUUAGGCAAGAGGAACUCCAAGGACUUAGCAAAUCCUCAUCACAAAGUCCUCGGGCAGUUGUAAUUGUACCAACUGCUGAGUUGGCUUCUCAGGUUCUGAACAAUUGCAGAUCAAUGUCAAAAUGUGGGGUUCCUUUCCGUUCUAUGGUUGCAACUGGAGGCUUUCAACAAAAAACUCAACUGGAGAAUCUGGAACAAGGAGUUGAUGUUUUAAUUGCAACUCCUGGUCGUUUUAUGUUUCUUAUUAAUGAGGGCUUCUUGCAGUUGACUAAUCUUAAAUGUGCUGUACUGGAUGAAGUAGAUAUACUCUUUAAGGAUGAGGUUUUUGAAACAGCGCUGCAAUGUUUGAUGAAUUCUUCACCUGUUGCCACACAGUACUUAUUUGUGACUGCGACUUUACCGGUAGACAUAUACAACAAGCUGGUAGAAGUUUUUCCUGAUUGUGAAGUGAUCAUGGGACCGGGUAUGCACCGCAUAAGCCCCCGCCUUGAAGAGAUUCUUGUAGAUUGCAGUGGAGAUGCUAUGGCAGCAAAAACACCUGAAACAGCAUUUCAUAAUAAAAAAUCGGCUCUUCUGCAGCUUGUUCAACAAAAUCCAGUUCCAAAAACAAUUGUUUUCUGUAAUAAGAUUGAAACCUGCAGAAAAGUUGAGAAUGCAUUGAAACGUUGUGAUAGAAAAGGGACUUCAAUGCAAGUUUUGCCCUUCCACGCUGCUCUGGCACAAGAGUCACGGAUUGGAAAUUUGAAGGAGUUCACCAAAUCUCUUUCUGGAGAAGAAUCUCUCUUUUUGGUGUGCACUGAUAGAGCAUCACGUGGAAUAGACUUCGCUGGUGUUGAUCAUGUUGUUCUCUUUGACUUUCCCCGCGAGCCAAGUGAAUAUGUUAGGCGCGUGGGAAGGACAGCGAGAGGCGCUGGUGGAAGUGGCAAAGCGUUCAUCUUUGUGGUUGGCAAGCAAGUUUCUCUUGCGCAGAAGAUUAUUGACAGAAACCAAAAGGGUCAUCCCUUACAUGAUGUGCCAUCUGCAUAUGAGCUUAUGAACUGACGAAGCAUUAUUUAUAACUUAUAAGAUCAGAUAAUCGCAACGGCUGAUGUUACGGUAUUGUCUCACCAUAUUGAGUUUGAAACUGGAGCUGUAAGAGCUACUUUCACACUCGUAGUGUGGUUGACUGUAUUUUUUGAUGUUAAAACUUUAAUUGAUAUCAAUGGGACUAUUCAAUUUUACUCUUA
Molecule: messenger RNA, 2015 nt
Organism: Tripterygium wilfordii
Lineage: Eukaryota; Viridiplantae; Streptophyta; Magnoliopsida; Celastrales; Celastraceae
Product: DEAD-box ATP-dependent RNA helicase 50
Exons: 9
Coding region: 16-1830 (604 amino acids)
Molecular function (GO): ATP binding; nucleic acid binding
Source: RefSeq, a predicted model, not a curated record